This is a messenger RNA of Alternaria postmessia, 2253 nucleotides long. RefSeq lists its product as uncharacterized. The record is from RefSeq and is a predicted model, not a curated record. The transcript has a single exon. NCBI's taxonomy places the organism in Eukaryota, Fungi, Ascomycota, Dothideomycetes, Pleosporales, Pleosporaceae. Bases 1 to 2253 code for a protein of 750 amino acids.
AUGGUUCAGUACUCAACCAAGGAAUACGAGCUUGGCUGUCAAGCAAGUCCUCUGGAAGAGAUUGAGGAUUUCAGUAAUACAGUGUUACGCAGAAUAAACAUCAGUGGCGUCUUGCCCACUGGACGCGCCGUCAGGUUGUCGACAUCCGAGAAGCGCAAAGGCAAGAAUAUGCCUGGAGCAGCGAUCAGGGAAGAUCGAACCAACUCGCCUUGUAGUAGUUGGCUCCCAUUUUCGCCGUUGGAUUCAAUGUCUGGUUCCCGCGUAUCGCAGCCCGUCGCAGACACUCCAGUCACCAUUAUCCACCAAGCAGACUUAGAUGGUGCUCGCCAAGAGUCUGGAACUUCCGUCUCUCCAGCAUAUACGCAUGACAGGCUAUCGUACUCAUCUCCCACCCACCUCGGAAUACCAUUCGGCCAUUGUGAUGUGGAGACUUCGAACAGUGAUAAUGCCAUGCAGAGUAUUGAGUACACAGAGAAUGUCAAUCCAUGGCGGAUGAGACUGGUUAACGACCACAAGCGGAGGCUGACGCGGAAAUGGGGCAACCCGCCACAGGUUAUCGGUUGUGCAGUUCGAAACUUCAAGCAAGCCGUUACUGCGGCUAUUUCUAUGGGCAUCCACCCUAUCGCACAUGACCACCUGAAGAGAAUCGAGGCUAUCACAACAAGGAAACAACAUCAGAAGUAUGCCAGACGCUCCGAUCAGUCCCGGAACAAGGAUGGUUCAGUAUACAGUGAGGAAGCCGCACCAGAGUUGCAUGUGUCACGUACUCGUCUUACAGGCUCAACAGCGGCUCUAUCAGAGUCCAUGCCAGACCAACUAGCCUCCACUGAGCUACAGAUAACGGCGUCCUUGGCACGGCCAAAGAAGAGGAGGAGGAAUAUAGCUGCGGUAGAGCAUGUUCCAGCCAUGUCCUCUACAGAGAAUUGGAAGACUGCCUUCAAAUCUUGUAGAGAGUCCGCAUUUUACUCGAACGAUGAGACCUCAUCCACUGGCCAGUCGCCAUAUCCUAGUCUUCAGAAAUCGAGAACUCUGGAAUCGCAUCAGCAUCUUCCCCCCAACGCUUAUUUCGAGCCAAUCUCCAGAGAUGAGAAAUUUGUCUGGCGUUGUGCCGUUAAGCACGCAAUGGGUCACUACUACAACGCUGGAGACCGCAAAUCCUGUAGGGGCUGUAACACCGCUCUUAGUGAUAAUGUUCGUGUUGUCUUGAUGGACUUUUACAUGCCGCCGAGGACCUUUUACUUCCAACCCGCGCAAGGUAUGCGCUGGAAACCUUCCAAACGAUUAAGCCAACCUCGUAAAUGGGGAUUCUCUUGCCAUGAUGCGGUUGCGAAAGACGCUUACUGGAAAGCUAUAAAUUCCGGCGCGUCGGAAGAAGAAGCUCAACAAAUAGGUAUUGACGCAGUAGUGGAAUACAUCAAACCGAAGCCGCCUCCAAAAGCACCCACACCCGAACCGACCCCAGACCCAGAGCCCGAUCCUGGUCCCCAUCCAAGCGGUUCGACCACGAUGGAGCAUGGGCAAGACAUUCCUGAUGGUUACUACUGGGAGAAGCGAAAGACAGACGAAGAGCAUGCCUGGCGAUGUGAUGUUAACCACGGUCUUGGGCGUUAUUACCUAGCGGGUGACAAGAAGACUUGUCCAGGCUGUGGAUCCAGUCAGAGAAGCCCUGGCAAGCAUAAAGAAAUGGAUUUUUAUCUCCCAUCGGGGGUCAUUGUGCGACAAGAAGCACCUGGCUUAUCGAAAUAUAAGCCUCGUAAGCCGUACAAGCUGAGCAAAUCUACCGCUACGAAGAGAGGAUUAGUCACUCACAAUCAAAUGUGCAAUAGGGUAUACUUUAGUCUUGUUGACAACGGCUACGAUGCAGAAGAGGCUUUGCGGCUUGCUGUAGAGAGAGUCGACAGUGACCUGGACAAGAAACAGGAGAAUAAGAUGAAGCAACAGGACGAACAAGAUGGGAGUGAAGGCCCAGAGGCAUUGAGAAAGCCGAGUACUUCAAGCAGUGCUCCAAGAAAAGAUUCUGUAAACACAAGUGAAGUCGAUAGAAAAAGAGCCAAAUGUCGUCGCAACUCUCGAGGUGGCUAUACCAUGGCUCUCGUUCCGAAGAAGCGAAGCGCGAACGACCUGAGCGAGGAAGAGACCUAUGGUGUCGCUGUCGAUCAGAAAACUGGGGACACGUCAAGCGAACAAGACCCACGGGAUUCUUUCGAGAUCUCAUCUACGGAAGAAGAAAGCUCCGCCUCGGAGAGUGAGUGA